AUGACAAAACAACAAAUCCCAAUUUGGCUUGACUGCGACCCCGGUAAUGAUGACGCAUUUGCCAUAUUGUUGUCCAUAUUCAAUCCUCGCUACAAGUUGUUGGGGAUAUCAACUGUACACGGGAAUGCACCAUUAAGUAUGACGACUCAUAAUACGUUAGCGGUGUUGGACCUAUUGAAUAUUUUUAAAGUGAAGGUCUACAAGGGGGAAGAGAGACCCUUAAUAAACCUGCCUCGUUAUGCUUUGGAUGUCCAUGGUGUAACAGGCAUUGGAGGCGUGGAGUUACCCAAAACAUCAAUUAAUAAACGUGUUACUUCUGUUUCUUAUGUCGACGCACUAAGGGACGCUAUAGAAGCAAACGCGCAUGAAAUAUGCCUUGUUGCUACUGGAACAAUGACAAAUAUAUCUCUUUUGAUUGAAAAGUACCCUGAUGUUAUUGACAAAAUAAAGUAUAUCUCGGUGAUGGGAGGUAGUUUUGGUAUGGGGAAUGCUACUCCGUAUGCCGAAUUCAAUUUCCAUACCGACCCCCACGCGAUCAAAGCAGUCGUGGACAAGUUACAGGAUAAAAUGAUCCUAUCGCCAUUGAACCUCACCCACAAGAUUAUUGCUACUGCUGAUAUUCGUAAUCAAAUUUACAAUGAAGAUGAUGAAACCAAAAAUAGCCCUUUAAGGAAAGCUUUCUAUGACAUCUUGAUGUUUUAUAGCAAGGCUUAUGCUAUGUUGGAAGAUAUGAACACUGGUCCUCCAUUGCACGACCCAGUAGCAGUUUAUAGCUUGUUGCCAAUAGUCGAUGGAAAUUGUGCUGAAUACGGCUAUAAAUACUUACGGAGGAAAUUGGAUGUGGUAAUCGGUGGUCCGCACGAAGGAGAAAGCAUAAUUGUUAAUAAGCUGGUGCCACUUGACGAGUCAGAGAAUGAGGGUGUAUAUAUCGGAGAGAGCCUAGAUGCUAAAAAGUUUUGGAACUGUAUGUUAGAAGCAUUAAACACGGCUGAAUUGAAUUUGAAAUAG
Lodderomyces margitis is the source of this 1008-nucleotide messenger RNA. Its product is annotated as trifunctional uridine nucleosidase/nicotinamide riboside hydrolase/nicotinic acid riboside hydrolase. Gene Ontology annotation, biological process: purine nucleoside catabolic process. The transcript has a single exon. The record is from RefSeq and is a predicted model, not a curated record. Bases 1 to 1008 code for a protein of 335 amino acids. Gene Ontology annotation, molecular function: purine nucleosidase activity. Gene Ontology annotation, cellular component: cytosol. Lineage: Eukaryota; Fungi; Ascomycota; Pichiomycetes; Serinales; Debaryomycetaceae.